This is a messenger RNA of Eutrema salsugineum, 1868 nucleotides long. RefSeq names its product probable protein phosphatase 2C 43. The coding region runs from base 694 to 1572 and encodes 292 amino acids. Lineage: Eukaryota; Viridiplantae; Streptophyta; Magnoliopsida; Brassicales; Brassicaceae. The transcript is spliced from 2 exons. The record is from RefSeq and is a predicted model, not a curated record. Gene Ontology annotation, molecular function: cation binding; protein serine/threonine phosphatase activity. Gene Ontology annotation, biological process: protein dephosphorylation.
AGAUCAGUGUCAUCGACGUGAAGUCUCAUCUUUCCGUCGAGAAAGAUCCCAACAACUUUCAGAUUGCCGAAAUUCGAAUUCACGACUCCGUUUGCAUUGAGAUUCCGGGUUCUGAAGAAACGUCUCUUUUAGGAUCGGUUCUCCGAUGAAGUCGAAGCUCGAAUUGAAUCGGAUUGAGUCUUUUUUCUUCUUUGUAAUUCCGCUUGCUUGUGUAGUUGUGGAUUAGAAUUUAGCUUUUUGAUUAGAAUUCGGCAUCAAGACUUGACUUUUCAGUGUUAAUUUUUUCAUUUGCGUCUUCCUUGUUAAAUCCUAUUCGAGUUUAGGAAAGAAAGACUGGUGAUUUAAUAUAGUGUCGCCUUUUUCCUUGUUAAGACUUUGAUUUCAGCUUUUCGUGGAUCAAUGUCUUCUUCAGUGUCAUAGUUAAAGCUUGAUUUCCUUUUGCUGCUCUAUUGCACAGAAUAUUCUGCUGUGUAAAUUCUCUGUUUGUUCCUGUAAAUUAUCUCUCAAUACUAUGAUGUUGGAGGAGCAGAACAACUAAACACUAAACAAGCUCUAAUGUUACUUUUUUAAUCCUCAAAACAGGUCAAGAGUUGUUCUGCAACAAAUGCAACUACCAUUGAAGAGCCUGCUACUGAGUUUGUCCCAACAAUAAGUUCUGGGAGUUAUGCGGAUAAGGGUGACUACCGGGAGUAUAUGGAAGAUGAACACAUAUGCAUAGACGACCUUUCAGCUCAUCUUGGGUCUUCCUUCUUCAGUUUCCCAGUGCCCAUCGCUUUCUACGGUGUAUUCGAUGGCCAUGGUGGACCUGAGGCAUCCCAGUACAUAAAAGAGAACGCAACGAGAUUAUUCUUUGAAGAUGCUGUUUUUCAAGAAUUGCCUUCCAUUGUGAACACCUUCUUCUUGAAAGAACUGGAGAAGUCUCACCGUAAAGCUUAUAGGUUAGCUGAUCUCGCCAUGGAAGAUGAAAGCAUUGUUAGCGGUUCUUGCGGAACAACCGCCUUGACCGCUCUUGUAAUCGGGCGGCACUUAAUGGUAGCUAACGCUGGCGAUUGCCGUGCAGUGCUCUGCAGGAAAGGAAAAGCUGUUGAUAUGUCGUCUGAUCACAAAUGUACGUUUGAGCCAGAACGUAGACGUGUAGAGAAUCUAGGAGGGUACUUUGAAGGUGAGUAUCUCUACGGUGAUCUCGCUGUUACAAGGGCUCUUGGAGACUGGUCGGUGAAGAGGUUUUCACCACUCGGAGAAUCUCUGUCACCUCUGGUAUCAGACCCGGACAUUCAACAGAUGAUCUUAACCGAGGAAGAUGAGUUCUUGAUUAUGGGAUGUGAUGGUGUUUGGGAUGUGAUGACAAGCCAGUAUGCUGUUACAUUCGUCAGGCAAGGACUCAGGAGACAUGGUGACCCGAGAAGAUGUGCGAUGGAACUUGGAAGGGAAGCGUUAAGGCUUGACUCAUCGGAUAAUGUUACAGUGGUGGUCAUAUGCUUCACAUCAUCACCAGCUCCUCAAAGGAGAAGAAUACAGUUUUGUGUUUCUGAUGAAGCCCGAGCUCGGUUACAAACGAUGCUUGAAGGCUAAUUCGAUUAAAGUUUUUGCUCGGUCUUGAGGGAGACAAUGUAUAUAAUAGAGAAGCAGAGAUGUGGUUUUGAGAUAAUCAUCCCCCCUCAAGGCAAAAGAUUAUUUGAUGACAUUACAUCUCUGAUAUUUGGAUGUAAUAAAAGAAGGCAAAAAGAGAAGAUGAAGGACUUUUUGUUGUUGUUGUUGUUGAAUGUUCAUAAGUGUUGUAGCCAUUUUUGAUCUUGUUUGUUUGGCUAUUUCUCCGGUAGGAUUAUUGAGCACUUAUGUACAAAAACUGAUUUAAGAUUAGAGGCAAA